AAGUUUGAGGACAGAUGAAAUUCGGUUUAAAAAUACAAUGAACAAAAUAGGUCCAACAGCAUGUCAACCCAUUUCAGGAGGUAUCUCCGAUAGCAACCGUGGGAAUAUUGCUGGGUCAAGUUCCCACAAAGAGAAAUGUCCGUUUGAAGCAAUUCAGAUCAUCAACUUGCCUAGAGACUUGGAUAAGGAUACAACCCAUCGUUAUGGGCCGAACACUUUCAAAUUGCAUAGGUUACCAGUCCCAAGGCCAGGUCAGGUUCUUCGCUUGGUUGGAACAAAUGGCAUUGGGAAGUCAACUGCCCUUAAAGUGUUAGCUGGAAAAUUGAAGCCAAAUUUGGGUCGUUUCAAUAAUCCUCCAGAUUGGCAAGAAAUUUUGACUUAUUUUCGAGGUUCAGAGUUGCAGAAUUAUUUUACCCGCAUUCUAGAAGAUAAUUUGAAGGCAAUCAUUAAGCCCCAAUAUGUUGAUCACAUUCCAAAGGCAGUUCAAGGCAACGUGGGCCAGGUGCUUGACCAAAAAGAUGAAAGACAGAUGAAGGCAGAACUAUCUGUUGAUCUUGAACUAAACCAGGUCAUAGAUCGCAAUGUAGGUGAUUUAUCUGGUGGAGAGCUCCAGAGGUUUGCCAUUGCAGUUGUUGCCAUACAGAAUGCAGAGAUAUAUAUGUUUGAUGAACCUUCAAGUUAUCUUGAUGUGAAACAGAGGCUCAAAGCUGCACAAGUUAUCAGAUCCUUGCUCAGGCCCAAUAGCUAUGUAAUUGUUGUGGAGCAUGAUCUUAGCGUCCUGGAUUACUUAUCGGACUUCAUUUGCUGCUUGUAUGGGAAGCCAGGUGCAUAUGGGGUUGUAACUCUUCCAUUUUCUGUAAGAGAGGGGAUCAAUAUCUUCUUGGCUGGAUUUGUUCCUACUGAAAAUCUGAGGUUCAGGGAUGAAUCUUUAACCUUCAAGGUUGCCGAGACCCCACAAGAAAGUGCUGAAGAAAUUGAGACCUAUGCACGAUACAGAUACCCAACUAUGACUAAAACUCAAGGCAAUUUUAGACUUAAAGUGAUUGAGGGUGAAUUUACUGAUUCUCAGAUUAUUGUAAUGCUAGGUGAGAAUGGGACAGGGAAGACAACAUUUAUUCGCAUGCUGGCUGGUUUGCUGAAACCUGAUAAUAUAGAAGGUUCUGACAAGGAGAUACCUGAGUUUAAUGUUUCAUAUAAGCCCCAGAAGAUCAGUCCAAAAUUUCAGUCUACAGUUAGGCACUUGCUGCAUUCAAGGAUACGUGAUUCAUAUAUGCAUCCUCAGUUUGUGUCAGAUGUGAUGAAGCCUCUUCUUAUUGAACAACUGAUGGAUCAGGAAGUUGUGAAUCUCUCUGAAGGAGAGUUGCAAAGAGUUGCACUAUGUCUCUGCCUUGGAAAGUUAUCUGAUAUUUACCUAAUAGAUGAACCAAGUGCUUAUCUUGAUUCUGAGCAACGCAUUGUUGCUUCUAAAGUCAUAAAGAGGUUUAUCCUCCAUGCGUAGAAAACAGCAUUUGUUGUUGAGCAUGACUUUAUUAUGGCAACUUAUCUGGCAGAUAGAGUUAUUGUGUAUGAGGGAGAGCCUUCAGUCGAUUGUGCUGCAAAUUCUCCUCAAUCAUUGUUGACUGGAAUGAAUCUGUUCUUAUCUCAUUUGGAUAUCACAUUUAGGCGGGAUCCAAGUAAUUACCGGCCAAGAAUCAACAAAUUGGACUCAACCAAGGACAGGGAGCAAAAGGCUGCAGGAUCAUAUUAUUAUCUCGAUGAUUGACAUCAUUGUUAACAGUUGCAACAAAUUGGCAGGACAUCAGCAUUGCGUAAUUACAGAAGAUCUCGGCUGAGCUUUUAUUGGAAAUUUUGGCAUGCAAGAAAAGAUCAUUUGCCCGGUGAAAGAGCUCUUAUACUCUUUUGCAUAAAUGAGCUUCUCACACUAGUCAUCGAUGCCACUCUUAGUGGAAUUCUAGUGUGAAUUUCAUUGCACCAUCUUUGUAAUUCAAUAUAGGUGCGCAAUAGUUAUAACUAUCAAACUGAAUCAUUUUUUCUCCACCAUCAAAAUUGAGUCAUGGAGUUACAAAUUUGUUUAUUGUGAUUCCUGGGUUUUUUAUUUUUGACAAAUUCCGUUAUAAUAGUCCUCUUGGGAAUUGAUUCCAUUCUUCAUUUUCUGCCUGAUUGUUUCUUCUUUGACACUGAUAGGCCAUAUGUCCAUCUUCCCCACACUUGAAGCAAGUUACACUUUCAUUACUCUUUGUUGAAUGCGAAACCCUUUUCUCUUCCUCUUUGGGAAGUAUUAUUUGGCCCAUUGUAGUUGUUCGAAGCCUAUAAAGCAUCUGAAUAUUCAUCAUAAUUCUUUCUUGCUGUUACCUCCCUUAUUUGAAGCUGAUUUUUCUUAUCAUUUUGGUUGUUUAUAUAUUCAUCAUAAUUCUUUCUUCCUUUUGUAAUUUUUUGGCAGAAUUCCAAUUACAAAUGGGCAGCUGAACAUGGGAAC
Messenger RNA from Rubroshorea leprosula, 2476 nucleotides. The record is from the annotation of a GenBank genome assembly. Lineage: Eukaryota; Viridiplantae; Streptophyta; Magnoliopsida; Malvales; Dipterocarpaceae.